UGUGUUCCCACAGAACCGGAAUCCGCCGGGGGGACCGGGCGGGGGACAGAGGCCACCGCUUCACUCCCCCCUCCGCCCACCGGCCACCGCAUCCAACCGCCGGUCAUGGCCCAGGCUCCGGCGCGCGCCGCCUCCGCCGUGCGGCUCUUCGACGCGCACUGCCACCUCCAGGACCCCCGCGUCGCGCCUGUCGCGCCCGCCCUCAUACGCGCCGCCGCCGCAUCCGGCGUCGCCCGCUUCGCGGUCAACGGCACCUCCGAGAAGGACUGGCACCUGGUGAAGCGGAUGGCCGAGGAUCACCCCGCCGUCGUCCCCUGCUUCGGCCUGCACCCAUGGUGGGUCCCCGAGAGGUCGCCGGAUUGGAUGGAUUCGCUCCGGCGGUUCUUCGCUGAAACCCCGGAGGCGGCUGUUGGGGAGAUUGGUCUGGACAAAGGUUCACGUGGAAGAACCAUUGACUUCCGAGAACAGGUUGAAGUGUUCCGGCGACAACUUGAACUUGCUAAGGAAUUGGAGAGACCUGUUUCUGUUCAUUGUGUGCGGGCGUUUGGUGAUCUUCUGGAAAUCCUGAAGCAAACUGGACCUUUCCCAGCAGGUGUGUUGUUACAUUCAUAUCUGGGAUCUGCAGACAUGGUGUCUGGCCUUGCAAAUUUAGGCUGUUACUUUUCAUUGUCUGGCUUCUUGACAGGCAUGAAAUCCACUAAAGCAAAGCAAAUGCUGAAGUCAAUACCCUUGGAUAGAAUUCUUUUAGAGACGGAUGCACCUGAUGCAUUGCCGAAAUUGGACAAUGUUUCUGUAUCACCAGUCCCUGUGCACAGUUCUGAUGCAGAUACUGAAAAGCAUCACAAAGAUUCAGAGUCACAGGCUGCUACCGCAUCGAAUGAGUCCUUGAACCACCCAGAAAAUAUCCAUAUCGUUUUGAAGUAUGUGGCAUCACUGCUUGAAAUGCCUGAGACAGAACUGGCGGAGCUUAGUUACAAGAAUGCUAACAAGCUGUUUUCUUAUCCUGGCUCCAAUGUUCACCCUGAAGCAGGAGAUAUCUGAUGGGGUUCGCCGCUACCUUACUCAUUGGGCAGCAAAUCUGGACCCUGUUUUUUCUCCCCUCCUGAAUGCUUAUGCACCGGAUUGUAGGGACUCCCAGAAAAAAAUAUACAUGAAAUGGCUGUACAUUACUGUUAAUAUUAGUGUAAUAAAGUGGAUAUUGAGUCGAAGCAGUGCAACUGCUA
This is a messenger RNA of Panicum hallii, 1223 nucleotides long. Its product is annotated as 3'-5' ssDNA/RNA exonuclease TatD. The record is from RefSeq and is a predicted model, not a curated record. Gene Ontology annotation, molecular function: hydrolase activity, acting on ester bonds. Bases 106 to 1041 code for a protein of 311 amino acids. Lineage: Eukaryota; Viridiplantae; Streptophyta; Magnoliopsida; Poales; Poaceae. The transcript is spliced from 8 exons.